Molecule: messenger RNA, 2502 nt
Organism: Endocarpon pusillum Z07020
Lineage: Eukaryota; Fungi; Ascomycota; Eurotiomycetes; Verrucariales; Verrucariaceae
Exons: 2
Coding region: 1-2502 (833 amino acids)
Biological process (GO): mitochondrial DNA repair; nucleotide-excision repair; response to UV
Cellular component (GO): mitochondrion; nucleus
Molecular function (GO): endonuclease activity
Source: RefSeq, a predicted model, not a curated record
AUGGCGAAACGAAAGCGAUCGUCUGCGACCGAUGUCGCAAUUCUUUCGCAAUCAACCACUACAGAUAUACCACUGAAAUCAGAACAUUCUGGAGCUGUGCAGAGAGCGAGCAGGCGGCAAUCUCAGCCCAAGCCAGCCAAGAUCGAUGCGAAUCCAGACACUAACAGUAAAGUCCUCGACGGUCCAGAAGCCCUGCGAGCCUCGCCGGAUGCACACAGCGAAAGUGAAAAGUUCAGAGAGGAUAAAAUCGCAGGCCAAAGAACAAAGGAAGACAAGACAACCCCUGCCACACCGAAAGCUGUCAAGCGGAAGGAAUCCUCGGAUUCCUCUCUUUCGGAGCUUUCUGAUGUCCUGGAAAUCCCUGCCAGCCACUCCAAGACCAAAAUAAAUACAGCCAAGAUUCCACCUAGCUUUUUGGAUCCGGAAGCAGAUGCAGACGAUCUCGAUGCCGAUCCAGAAGAACUCUCUGCUGCACUUUCUCGCCCUCCGCCCGUCAAUUCCUCUUAUUUACCUUUACCCUGGAAGGGCCGAUUAGGCUAUGCUUGCUUGAACACAUACCUUCGAAAUACCAAUCCACCAGUCUUCUCAUCACGAACAUGUCGUAUUGCCUCGAUCUUAGAAAAUCGGCAUCCUUUGAAAGACCCUAGUCAACCAGCGCAUGCAACAAAGAAUCGGCCGGAUAGGGAGCAGCCCGCGGACAUCAAACGAGGCCAAGCCUUCGUUGAAGGAUUAGGCCUGGCAAAUGCGCGAGAUAUUCCCACAAUGCUGCGCUGGAAUGAUAAGUAUGGGAUCAAGUUUCUUCGAUUGUCUUCAGAGAUGUUCCCAUUCGCGUCGCAUGAUGUCUACGGCUACAAACUAGCUCCUUUUGCAUCCGAAGCUCUAGCAGAGGCUGGUCGUGUUGCAGCCGAGCUUGGUCACAGAUUGACUACACACCCUGGACAGUUCACACAACUCGGCUCACCACGGAAAGAAGUAAUUGACGCCGCAGUCCGUGAUCUCGACUACCAUGCCGAGCUCUUGUCUCUCCUUAAAUUGCCCGAUCAGCUCAACAGAGACGCCGUUAUGAUUCUCCAUAUGGGGGGGAUUUUCGGCGACAAAGCUGCGACUCUCGAUCGCUUUCGCAGAAACUACGCCAAACUAGAUCAGAACAUCAAGAAUCGGCUCGUGCUCGAAAACGACGACGUCUGCUACUCUGUGCACGACCUACUUCCUCUUUGUGAAGAACUCAAUAUACCCUUAGUUCUCGACUUCCACCAUCACAACAUCAUAUUCGACAAGGACAAGAUCCGCGAGGGUACCCUCGAUAUCAUGGAUCUUUACCCGCGCAUAAAAGCCACUUGGACACGAAAAGGAAUAACGCAGAAGAUGCACUACAGCGAGCCCACACCAGGAGCCAUUACCGGCAGGCAAAGACGAAAGCACAACCCACGGGUCGCAACGCUUCCGCCUUGCGCGCCGGAUAUGGACCUCAUGAUCGAAGCGAAAGACAAAGAACAAGCGGUAUUUGAGUUAAUGCGCACGUUCAAGCUGCCGGGAUUUGACACCUUCAAUGACAUCACACCGUACACCCGAGACGAUGAGAACCGGCCAUGGAAGCCGCCAGCGAAGAAGAAGACACCCAAAAAGAGCAAGAAGAGCAAGAAGGCGCCGGAGGGGGAUGAAGGCAUGCUGGCAGACGAAGAGUGUGAGCCUCAGCCUCCGGCGAUUGUUCCAGACGAAGAAGUGGGCAUGGGUGGACCACUCGGGCGUGUCUACUGGCCCGUAGGCAUGGAAGAAUGGCUGCGGCCAAAGAAGAGGGAGAUCAAGAAGAAGCCGGACAAGAUUGCAACGCCAGCAAAGAACAAGAAGGCCGCCGUCAAAAGCGCUGCCGAAGACGCGUCUAACGAGCCAAUGAUCAAGGAGGAAGAAGCUAGCGAAAAAUCUUCCUCCACAAAAGCGAAAGCGAAAGCGAAAGCAACAUCAGCCAAAACCGCACCUGUCGCGCCAUCAGCAAAGAAAAUCAAGAAAGCAACCAAUUCCGUGCCGACGCCGUCGACGAGCGAUGUCGAAGACGACGCACCUGAUGUCGACAUGCCGGACCUGAGCGAUGCCUCGGCGGCGGCCACCCCAGCAGCAGCAGCAGCAGCAGCAGCAGCAGCGCAGAGUCAGAAGGGGAAAGCUGUACCUGCUGCAUUGGCCAGGAGGCAGAGUGGGAGGAGGGGCGCGAAGAAGGCGGUGGUGAAUUACGCCGAGGACGAUGGCGGGACACCAACAGCACCCUCUCCCUCCACAUCAACGCCCUCGCGGACAUUCCAGCGUUGGGCCCUGACGCUCUCCAAGCCCAGCCGGGCCGCUCACCCGCAGCAGGUUCUGCGCGCCCAGCGCGUUGUGCGCGAAGCGCAAGUUGAACUUGACCACCUUCUUCAUGGCGUUGGAGGUGUCGACGCCCAUGCCGAGGGGCUCAGUGGCAAGGAGAAGGUGACGCCUUCGGGGCAGGGCGGCGUGGUCGGCGAGCUGGUGUAG